AUGAUAAAACUGUUGUUUUUAUUCCAAUUUUUUUUAUUCACAGAUGGUGUUGUUCAGUUGAAGAAGAGAAUUCUCCAAGAUAAUAUAGAAGUGAUUAGAAUUCAGAACUACACGGACGAAAUUCUCCCUAGUAGGUCGAGAGAAAAACAAUUAUCUCUCAACAUCCUCUUGGUAGCUGAUUUUUCCCUUUAUAACUCUUUCCUAGAUAUCUCACGUGGAGACAAGCACUCUGCCUCCAUCCGAACAGAGGAGUACUUGACAGCAAUUUUCGAACAAGUCAAAAUAAUUUACAACAAUAAUGUGAUUGCUGGACAGAAGCUUCAAUUGAAGUUAAUUCAAACUUUGGUUACUUUCAGAAGCGAUGACUGUCCCAUGAAUGAAGUCCCCAGCGUUCUCAACAAAACAGAUUAUUUCCCUUCCAACUUGACAUUACAAGAAGAGUUAUAUUCGAUGGAUGUUUCUCGAAGUAUUUCGGCAGAGUUGGCUUUGGAUAAAAUAAGCUUUUGGUUACAACGUCAUAAAUCUAUUCUUCGUCCUAAUGAUCACGCUUUCUUCAUUACAAAAUUGGAUUUGUACACAGAACAUGCUGGCUCAGCAACUCAGGGCAUGGCUUACGUGGGGCAUAUUUGCAAAAUUGAUGAAUCAUUAAGUUUGGUUGAAGAUGUUGGUGGAACAGCUACAGCUUUAAUAGCGGCACACGAGUUGGCACACAGUUUAGGAGCUUUUCACGAUGAUUCACACAAUGAUACAAUCAAUUGUGCUGCCAGUCAUAACUAUAUGAUGUCAUCUAGAGUAUCUGGAACUGAUAAUGACAUUCUGUUUGCGAAUAGUCGGAAACUCAGUCGAUGCAGUGUUGAAUCAAUUGAAAAUGUUAUAAGAACUCCUCAAGCAAAAUGUGUGUGGAAGAGCGGAGAUGAACUCAACAGCACGAAUCCGAAACUCGAUGAGUUCGAUGUAAUGCCUGGAGAAAAAAUUCCUUUGUACCUCCAAUGUCAAAUAGCUUUCGGGCCCCACUUCGGAUUGUGUCCAAACAAAGAGUACUUCCGAGGCAUAUCAGUUUGUCAACGUCUGUGGUGCAAGAAUCGAAAUGAAAAACGAUCCGCUCCUUGUGUGACAUUAGCAUAUCUACCAGCUUUAGAUGGAACAGAAUGUGCACGAAAUAGGUGGUGCAUAAACGGCGGAUGUGUCUUUAAUCAGAAGAAGCUGCUGGACUGCCGCGAUUUGAAUGCGAAAACUUGUUCGAGAUAUUCUAAAGUGAAGCUUCGUCACUAUUGUAAAUCUAAAGACUUCACGGAAAUUUGUUGCUCCUCAUGUGCCAAACUCAAAGAACUUUCGCUUAAAUUAUAA
This is a messenger RNA of Auanema sp. JU1783, 1347 nucleotides long. The record is from the annotation of a GenBank genome assembly. Lineage: Eukaryota; Metazoa; Nematoda; Chromadorea; Rhabditida; Rhabditidae.